CUCACUCGACGACUGUCAGUCCGAGAGAAGCUUUUCGAGGGGCGAGUUCCAUUUUUCCGAGUGCUCUCGCCAAUGUGUUUUGCAGACUUGCUGCUGCUGGACGCCUGACUGGUCGGCUCGCACCCUGACACGUUCGUUGUGCACCGAGGCGCAGCAGUUUCCACCCCGGGACGGUUCAGUGAUUUGAAAUUUGUAUCAGUGUUGUUGCCGCCGAGCAUGUUCGCGGCGUCGUCCGUGCUCGCGAUUUCUUCCACUUGUGAAAUGGCUGGAUUUCGGCGUUUCAAUUGAAUGGUGAAAUAGGAGCGAGAGAGUUCCUCCGCACUACACAAGAUGGCUGCGCGCCGCCUUUCCCGCCCGGCGUCAGCGCCGCCGCCGCCGCGGCUGCUGCUCGUGCUGGGCUUCCUGCUGACCACGUGGUGGCCCCCGACGGUGGGCGACCCUGGCGCGGUCACGACGCCCCCUCCGAAUCUGCCUCCGCCGCCUCCCGUGAUUCACGGGCAGUAUCCGCCGACGGACGCGCCUGCCGCGCACUUCACGCACAUGCUGGUGCACCGGUCAACGGGCAAGGUGCUGGUCGCCGGCACCAACCUGCUGGUGCAGCUGGACGCCGGCCUGAAGGAGGAGAAGCUGGUGAAAACAGGCCCGCAGCCGGACAGCCCUGACUGCUCUGCGUCGGGCUGCUCCGAAGAAGCGCCUACCACAAUGACCAACAACGUCAACAAGGUGCUCGUGCUCGACUACGAACGCAACAACCUGAUCGUGUGCGGCUCGGUGCGGCAGGGCGCCUGCAGCAAGUACCUGGCGUCCAACCUGUCCAUAGCGCCUGAGUUUGUGGCCAAGAGCGUCGCGGCCAACGACGCCACCAGCUCUACUUUCGCUUUCAUUGGUCCGGCAAAGUACACCGACUUCAACAGCGUUCUCUACGUCGGCGCCACCAACACCAACAGUGGCCUCUACAGGUACGACAUGCCUGCCAUCGCUAGCAGGAGCCUCGAAGACUUGAAUGUCGUCGAGAUGUCGCUCAAGCGUGCCAGUUUGCUCAUCAAUGACAACAGCAGGGACCACUUCUUGGUCAAGUACGUCUACGGCUUCAACGACACCGAGUACGCAUACUUUGUGAUCAUGCAGAAGAACAAGCACCUGCAGGGCGAGGAGCAUGGCUACGAGACGCGGCUGGCGCGAAUCUGCAUCAAGGACAGCAACUACGAGACGUACACGGAAGUGACGCUGCAGUGCGUGUCGCAAGACAAGGGAAUCAACUACACCCUGGUGCAGGACGCCAAGUUGACGCAGGCCGGGCCCGAUUUGGCUAACGACUUUGACUUGGACGUUAACACCAGGGUGCUGGUGGCCGUGUUCGGGGCCAGCAAGGGCAGCUCCGAUGAGCCCAUCAACAAGUCGGCCAUGUGCGUGUACACAAUGAGGGAUAUCGACGCCAUGUUCAACACCAACAUCCACCUGUGCUUGAACGGCACCGUCAAGUCCAGGAAUAUGCACCAUAUCUCGGGACCUGUGUUCAACGGAGACUGCAAUGAAAAUGUUCAAUCCGCGGGCAACAUCGGCAAUUUCUGCGACGUUGGUUUGAAAAUCUCCGGCACGCACCCAAUCGUCAACCGCGCAGUCAUAGAAUUCGACGGCACGUACCUCACAUCGGUCACCACGGCAACGGUGGGAACGCAUUCGGUUGCAUUUCUCGGCACCAAGAAUGGCCGACUAAAAAAGGUGUUUCUGGUCGACAAAGACGUGGCCCACGAGUACGAGGAAAUUAUUCUCGACCCUGGAAAUGCAAUCUUGCCAGACACCAGUCUGGACCGAAGUGGCGACUUCCUCUACGUGCUCACCACCAGCAAAAUUCUGAAGGUGAAGGUAGAGGACUGCACGAACUACUCAAACUGCUCGUCCUGCAUGGAAGCCAGGGACCCCUACUGCGGCUGGUGCUCGCUGGAGAAAAGGUGCACCGUGAGAGGGGAAUGCCAAAAAGCAGACCACAGUUCCCCGAGGUGGCUGACCUUUGGGUCGGUUCAGCAGUGUAUCGACUUUGAGCAAGUGCUCCCAGAUCGUAUUCCUAUUAAUCAAAUGACUGAUGUGCAACUAAAAAUUCGCACCCUGCCGACGCUCCACUCCGGUGCCAAGUACAGGUGUGUCUUUGGGGAAGCAGACCCGAUCGACGCUGACGUGCUCCCGAACGGGUUGAAGUGCCGGUCGCCGCCGCUGCACAAGCGGCCCAAGAUCCCCGAGGAAGAGGACCACGUGCUGGUGCUGUUGUCGGUGCGAUCCUCAGAGACGAACAAGGAUUUCGUCAGCCGCAACUUCGCCUACUACGACUGCAGCCGGCACACGACGUGCCGCGAGUGCGUCACGUCCAAGUGGGCGUGCAACUGGUGCGUGUACGAGAACAAGUGCACGCACAACACCACCUCCUGCCAGCGGGCCGUGGUCAGCGGCGAAAAUGUAAGCAUCCUCCUUAUGCUCCAACAGAAUCCAACUCAAUUGGCCUCCCAAGGAGCCAAGUCCUGUCCGCGCUUUGUCAACCUUGACGACAGCAUUUUGCUGCCCAACAAUGUCCAAAAUGAGAUUCGCCUGCAAGUAGACAACCUGCCUUACAUCCAGGCGGAGCACUCUGGCUUCCAGUGCAUCAUCACAAUCGAGGGUGCUAAAAUGAAGGUGCCCACCAAGGUUGAGCAGGGUGGAAUUGUCUAUUGCGAAAAGACGACAUACUCCUACGAGGCCAACACAGGCGAGUAUCAGGCGAGUCUCACGCUUGUGUGGAACAACAACCACUUUGUGGACACGACUAACAUCACGCUGUACAAGUGUGAGAUCCUAGGCUCACACAAGGAGCACCCUGACUGCUCCCUUUGCGUGACAAGGAAUGCUAAGUACGAGUGCUCCUGGUGCGGAAACAAAUGCAGCUACAGCAAAAGCUGCCAGCAGACGCCAGCCAACAAAUGCCCCAAGCCAAGAAUUGAUGUGGUUAAACCAUUGGGUGGACCUAUCGAAGGUGGCACUUUGGUGACCAUCAUUGGUGGCAAUCUCGGUCUCAAGAGAGAAGAUGUCAGUGGAAAGAUCAGUAUUGGCGACAUUCCCUGCGAACUAGUCAACUUUGAGGUUUCUUUACGGAUUGAGUGCAGAACUGGUGCAUCCAUUAAUGGAGAGAUGACCGCCCCUGUCAUUGUUUGGAACGAUGCUGGCUCAGCUGAGUCGCCUGUUGGCUUUAGUUACAAGAACAUUGUGCUAGAGGGUCUGUACCCCCCUAUUGGCCCUGAGAGUGGUGGCACGCAGUUGGCCAUCACAGGACACAACCUGAACACUGGUUCGACGGUGCACGCGUCUUUGGACGAGCUGCCGUGCCUGGUGAACAUGACACAGGCGUCAAGCAGCAGGAUCACGUGCAUCACCUCAAAGGCCAACAACCCCAGACAGAUCAACAGACUGACCCUGAGCAUCGACGGUGCAAACAGGACCCUCGAAGGGAAUUGCUUCAACUACACAAAGGAUCCAACUAUCAUGGAGAUCAAGCCACUGAAGAGUUUUGCCUCAGGAGGCAGGAUGAUCACGGUUCACGGCACCGACUUAGAUUCAAUCCAGAAGCCAGAGAUGGUGGUGUACAGCGACAACGAGCCCAUCAACAAAACGAUUUGCAACGUCCUGAAUGAUGCCCUCAUGGAGUGCCCGUCUCCCCCCAUCAACCUGGAAUUCCUCACGGCGUCCAGGCAAAAGCGGUCCCGCCACCAGAGAUCUUUGUCUAAAUUCCGAGAGGUCUCAUACCAAAUCGGAUUCGUCAUGGACAAUGUGGAGAAAGUUAGGGACAUGGGGAAAUACUUUGAGCACAUCUCUUCUCAGCUGACGUAUGUCGAGGAUCCAAAAAUCUUCCAGUUUCCCAACUACAAGAAGAGUUACAAGGGAGACACGCUAGUCAUUGAGGGUGAAAAUCUGAACCUGGCGAGCGAGGAGUAUGACGUGAACGUGACGAUCGGCACCCGCCCUUGCAACGUUACUUCCCUGGCGAAUACACAGCUGGUGUGCACACCUCCAGACAUGCAGCCGCACGGCACAGAUGAGUUUGGCAUCCAAACUGACUCAAGCCUGCCGCUGGUGGUGGUCAAGGUGGGCCAGUCGUUGCGCUUCCCUGUCGGCUACCUGCAGUACGACGUGAUGAAGCUGCAGUACUACGCCGACGAGGCCAUAUUUGGCAUUGCUGCUGGCUCUGUCCUUCUGAUCAUCCUGUUCGCGGCUGUGCUGGUCGUCUACAGGCGCAAGUCAACGCAGGCCGAGAGAGAGUACAAGCGCAUCCAGAUCCAGAUGGACACUCUUGAAAGCAACGUCCGCUCUGAGUGCAAACAAGCUUUCACUCAGAUGUGCACCUGGGACCCGCGACGUAAUGGUGGUUCAUAUCUGCAUGCCGCAUGCUGGACUAACAAUCGCCUCUUGUGCACCACUCUUCUGUCUCAUCAACGAGCCGCCACCCUCCUCCUCGCUUUCGCUGAACUCCAAACAGAUAUGACCGACCUGACUGCCGACCUCGAAACCUCCGGCAUUCCCACCCUGGACCACAAGAGCUACAUCAUGAAGGUCUUCUUCCCGGGCGUCAACGACCAUCCCAUUCUGAACGACCCGAAGCAUCUCCCUCCGCAGGUCAAAAUUUCAGCGCCGAGAACCAACUACGACGCGGCCAUGCUGCAGUUCGAGCAGCUCAUCAGCAAUAAAAACUUUUUGCUGACUUUCAUCGACACGCUCGAGUCGCAAAAGUCUUUCAACAUUAGAGAUAAGGUAAAUGUUGCGUCCCUCCUGAUGGUGGUCCUCAUGGGCAAGAUGGAGUACGCAACUGAGAUCCUUAGGUGCCUUCUUUUGCGCCUGAUCGACAAGUCCGUGGGCACCAAGCACCCGCAGCUGAUGCUCAGACGCACCGAGUCGGUGGUAGAGAAAAUGCUGACCAACUGGAUGGCUCUCUGCAUGUACAACUACCUGAAGGAGUACUCAGGCUCCUCGCUCUUCCUCCUCUUCAAGGCAAUCAAGUACCAAAUUGAAAAGGGACCUGUCGACGCUAUCACACACGACGCCCGGUACUCUUUGUCUGAAGAGCGCCUGCUGAGGGAGCAGAUUGAUCACGGUUUUGUGACGAUUCACCUCGUGCAGGAGGAUCCGCAUUAUGAGAAAAUUCCUUACCAUCAAAGAUAUCAAACUUUGCACGUGGUGCAGGAGGACGUGGAUGAAAAAAUCCAGUGCAAGGUGCUGGACUGCGACACCAUCAGUCAGGUGAAGCUAAAGAUCCUGGACGCCCUGUACAAGAACACACCCUACUCGAUGCGCCCCUCGAUCCACGAGAUCGACCUCGAGUGGCGCCACGGCCGCGGAGGCCACCUGACCUUGCAGGACGAGGACCUGACUACCAAGACUGUUGGCGGGUGGAAGAAAAUCAACACGCUGUUUCACUACGGCGUCAAGGAGUCUGCUGUCAUGUCGCUCAUCCCCAGACAGAACGACGCCUUCAACUCGAACUGCAAGCAACCGUGCCAGAACUGCACUGGCUCCUCCUACUUCACCAACACCCUCUCUCCCAUCAUCACCAACAAUGGUGACAUAGAAUCUGGACACUCUGGAAGUGCCAAGCACGCUUCGUUUCAGGUGUACCACUUGUUGCGUCAAGUAGACGAGAACCACUACCAGAAUAACAAGAACGCCUCGGAGCGCACGCACAAGGCCAUUCCAGAGAUCUUCCUGACGAGACUGCUCUCCACAAAAGGUACCAUCCAGAAGUUUGUCGAUGACUUCUUCAACACCAUCCUUGCCGCCAACGAAUCGUUGCCACCCGCCAUCAAGUGGCUGUUCGACCUCCUUGACGAGGCCGCAAGAAGGCACGGAAUCACUGACCCUGAGGUGGUUCACGCCUGGAAAUCGAACAGUCUUCCUCUGCGCUUCUGGGUGAACUUUAUCAAGAACCCUGACUUCAUCUUUGACGUUAACAAAACAACCACCGUCGACUGCUGCCUCUCUGUGAUCGCCCAGACCCUGAUGGACUCGUGCUCAACCUCUGAGCACCGCCUCGGCAAGGACUCGCCCUCGAACAAGCUUCUCUUCGCCAAGGACAUCCCCAACUAUCGGGAAAUGGUGUCGCACUUCUACUGCGACAUCCAGAUGCUUCCUCAGAUCACCGACCAGGAGAUGAGCACCGCCAUGCAGCAACUGUCGGUCUCGCAGAUCGGAGAGUUUGAUGUGGUUGCAGCCCUCAAAGAGCUUUAUAUUUACGUCAAUAAAUAUAGUGAGCAGAUAUUUGAUUCACUUGAGACUGACCCGUACUGUAAGAAAAUGCACUUGGCUCACAAGCUCGAGAAUGUGGCUUGCACCCUCGAAGGCGAAGAGACGUCGACAUGCUGACGACGCGGGUCACCUGAUCUUCUCCUGUCUAGCCCCUUCUACUGACAGGCCUGAGAAACGCGGAAAACUGCUGCCAAACUGUGAUACUUGCCAAACACACAUACACACGACACUCGCACACAUACAAGCGUAGAGAGAGAGAGCCCGAGUAGCAGAUGAUGCGUAUUUAUUGUGAUCAUUUUUUGUAAUCGUGAAUGGCGGUGGGCGACAAGAUGUGUGGAUGGACGAACUUUUGAUUUCGCAGUGUGUUUAACCACAGUAGAUUUCUGAUCAGGUGACCUAGUUAGCUUUUUAUAAGUGUACAAUAAUAGUUUGUUGUAAUUUUUUUUUAUUUGUGAAUGUGUUUUUUGUGCAUACAACUGGACUCUGAAGAUUUUUGUGCAAAAUAUUCACGGCUCUGAGGCUUGAAAGUGGACUUGUCUGAGUUUCCUAUUUUCGAGUGCCUGCAAUCUUUUGAGAAUUGCGAGUCAUUCCUCUGGUUUCGAUUUACAUGCUAUUUUUGCAAAGCUCACUUGCGUCCUGGUGGAACGUACGAGGAGAGAAGCAUGUCAAUUUAGUCUUAAACGGUGGAAGAUCCGGCUGAAAAUUGAAAACAAUUAAGUCCGCGGCAGUUUUGCUACUUUCCUGAAUAAUAUAUAUACUUCUAAAAAGGCAUUCCUAAAACGCUCUUUUCAUGUUUGAAAGUAAAAAGACUGAAUUUGAAUCCCACUGAACGGAAAAAAUGUAUAUUUGAUGGCAGUCAUGCCUGCCAGCAUUCCAACAAAACAAAAAAUGCCAGCCGAUUUCUUCCAACCCUCCCAAGAAAAAGCUACCCUUUCCUGCCCAAUGCCAAACAGAGACGAAACUGUACGUAACAAGCUGCUAGAAUUUUUAUAAUAGCUUUUUAUUCCCAAAUUUCCUUCCCUAGCCGUUGAAACAUUGUUGAAAAUUAAUUUAUUCGUUUUGGAAAAUCACUGACAAAAAUCUGGUUGUGUUCUGUGAAUAAAUGUUUGAUUCUUACUGAGAAGAAUAAAGAGAAAAUUACUGUGUACAGAAAAUACCUAGUCUAGAUGGAUGGCAACACUCUUAUAAUAUUACCUAAAAGAUGCAGACUUGAUUGUGUCUCAACAUUAUUAACAUUUAAACGGCGAUUUGUGUACCAUUUGUAAAUAGUGUACUCUCUUACACACAAAUCGAUGGCAUUUCUGUGUAAAUAAAUCGGAAGGAGCGACUUUCUAGCAAUAUAUUCUAGACAAGUCCACACGUGGAUGAAAAGUUCAGUUUGCCAUCUGUCCUGUUAUCAAUUAAGAGUAAAAAUGGUUGUCAAAAUUACUACCAGAGCAAAAAGAGCUGCUGAUUGUUGAGCCUAUUGUGGGAGAUUUUGAAAAGGGUUUCAUUAUUUGUACAAUUUUGAGAAGGAAUUUCGGACAGAGCUGGCACACUUGCACUUCAGUAAACGAAUAAUUAUUGUCUUGUACUGAUCUCAAUGAUGAUAUUAUUAUUGUGCUGUUUGAUAUGAAGACCGAAUUUCAGUGGUUUUUAAAUUUUAGAAUCAGUCACGUGUUUUAAAAUCAGCAGUUGUUAUUUAUGUAUUACCAAUCAGAAAUUACUCUGACUCAGAUUCAAUGUGAAAUUUCUCUGUUUUUAUUGCAUUAUUUUUGUAUAAAUUUCACUUUGCUCUUUCACUAUUUCUAUUCAUUCGCCAGCCGUUCAAAACAAAUUGUGCAUGUGCUUGUUGUGCCCUUGGAUACUACUUGAAAUAUAAAUAGCUUCUGAUAUUUAUAUUUUGAUUGAAAAUCCCUCCAUCCCAAUAAAAGGUGAAGAAUGAAAAUA
Molecule: messenger RNA, 8187 nt
Organism: Cloeon dipterum
Lineage: Eukaryota; Metazoa; Arthropoda; Insecta; Ephemeroptera; Baetidae
Gene: PlexB
Product: plexin B
Exons: 24
Coding region: 331-6375 (2014 amino acids)
Biological process (GO): motor neuron axon guidance; regulation of GTPase activity; sensory neuron axon guidance
Cellular component (GO): plasma membrane; semaphorin receptor complex
Molecular function (GO): semaphorin receptor activity; protein binding
Source: RefSeq, a predicted model, not a curated record